Molecule: messenger RNA, 1455 nt
Organism: [Candida] anglica
Lineage: Eukaryota; Fungi; Ascomycota; Pichiomycetes; Serinales; Debaryomycetaceae
Source: the annotation of a GenBank genome assembly
AUGACUGAAUCGUUGGAUGUUGUUGACAUCACGGCGUUGAAUGCCCUUGCUGCAGGUACCAACAAAAAGAACCCAAGAAUUGUGGCGGCCGGUCUUGGAGGAGCUCUUAUGGGAACCAAGUCCUUGGUUGACGUUACUGCUGAUCAAAUUACUGAAGAUUCAGCAAAUAGUCUUCUUGAAAAGGACAGACGUGAAGCUGAAAAAUACACCAAAAUUAAACAUAUUUCUGAAAAACCAUGGACAUUAUCCAAUUGGCAUGAACAUUUAAAUUGGCUUAAUAUGAUUUUAGUGGUUGGUAUCCCAAUGUAUGGUAUUUAUGCCGCAUUACAAUACCCUCCGCAACUCAAGACUGCCAUCUUGGGAUUUGUCUUGUAUGUAUUUUCUGGUAUUUCCAUCACUGCUGGUUAUCAUAGACUUUAUGCUCAUAAAUCUUAUGAUGCAGCUCUCCCAGUAAGAAUUUUCUUUGCACUUUUCGGUGCUGGUGCCGUUGAAGGAUCCAUUAAAUGGUGGGGUCACUCUCAUAGAGUCCAUCAUCGUUAUACUGAUACUCCAAGAGAUCCAUAUGAUGCUAGAAGAGGAUUAUGGUUUUCUCAUAUGGGAUGGAUGUUAACCAAGGCUAAUCCAAAGAAUAGAGCAAGAGCUGACAUUUCCGAUUUAACUAGUGAUUGGGUUGUUAGAUUCCAACAUACCCAUUAUUUACUUUUGAUGGUUAUUAUGGCUCUUGUUGUGCCAACAUUGAUUGCUGGUUUAGGAUGGGGUGAUUAUUGGGGUGGAUUCAUUUAUGGAGGUAUUUUGAAGACUUUUGUCAUUCAACAAGCCACCUUUUGUGUCAAUUCAUUGGCUCAUUGGAUUGGUAUUCAACCAUUUGAUGAUAGAAGAACUCCAAGAGAUCAUGUUGUCACUGCUUUGGUUACAUUUGGUGAAGGAUAUCAUAACUUCCAUCAUGAAUUCCCACUGGACUACCGUAAUGCCUUGAAAUGGUACCAAUACGACCCUACCAAGGUUGUUAUUUGGAUGUUAUCUAAAGUUGGUUUGGCAUGGAAUUUGAAGACAUUUUCUCAAAAUGCCAUUGAUCAAGGUUUAGUUCAACAACAACAAAAGAAAAUUGAAGCUAUGAAGGCUAAAUUAAACUGGGGUGCUAACUUGGACCAAUUACCAGUUUGGGACAGGGAAGAAUUCAAUGCUAGAGCCAAGAAGGAAGGUUUGAUUAUCAUUUCUGGUAUUAUUCACAAUGUUAAGGAUUUCAUUAAGGAACAUCCAGGUGGACAAGCUUUGGUUAGAGCUUCUUUAGGUAAAGAUGCUACUAAGGCCUUCAAUGGUAUGGUUUACGCACAUUCGAAUGCAGCACAUAACAUGUUGGGAACGAUGAGAGUUGCAGUUUUAAAAGAUGGACAAGCCAGUUCAGAUACAUUUGCAGUUCAACAAGAAUUCUUAGAUAAGGAAAAAAUUCUUUAA